Messenger RNA from Neoarius graeffei (lesser salmon catfish), 1049 nucleotides. RefSeq lists its product as uncharacterized. The coding region runs from base 1 to 603 and encodes 200 amino acids. NCBI's taxonomy places the organism in Eukaryota, Metazoa, Chordata, Actinopteri, Siluriformes, Ariidae. The transcript has 2 exons. The record is from RefSeq and is a predicted model, not a curated record.
AUGUCACACACCAGUGAAGCUGGAUUGGAACGAUUGUCCACUGAUGGUGGUGUCACAGUACAAGACCCUGCAUAUGAAGUUAGAUCACAGUAUUCCAAUUCAUCAGCCUCUUCAUCCUCUUCUGCUAGCAGAGCAGCAGCCAGGGCUCGUGCUAAAGCAGAAGCUGCACGUGCACGUGCCAUCUUUGUUCAAAGAGAAGCCGAUCUGAAGAUAGAAGAAGCACGUAUAGCAGCUGAGUUAUUAGCAUUGGAGCAUGAGAAAGAGGUUGCAGCAGCCUUAGCAGAGGCUAAAGUUCUUGAGGCAGCAGCAGAGAUUGGGAUUGGACAGGGCAGUAGGAGUAAUCAUGACGUAGUUUCUGUCGCCAUUCAACGUACUCGUGACUAUGUUGACCAAUACUCCCAAUCGCACCACGGUGGUGCAGAACUCCCUGUACAUCAACCAUAUACACUGUCUCUACAGCCACUCAGCAAAUCUGAAGUUCAACCAGAUCUGACAGCCUUCCAGCCUUCAUCCAUGAACAACCUUCAUGUAACAAAGCAGUUUGAGAGGAUGACACGGACAGCUCGUCGCCAACCUCCUGACUCACUUCCCAUUGUCAUGUGAUGCAGUCAAGUCAUAGCCCAGGGAAAAUAAAGAGGGAAACCCUGUAGUUGACAAAUUACAUGUGACCAGAGUGCAGCCACAGCUAUCUUACUUUCCAUCCCUCAUUUGUGUCCAGGAAAGCAUCGCUUGUGAGUACAUUUGCAAUUUACAACUAAUUAUAACAACAUAUAAGUGCUAUAUGGUGUAUUUUUAGUGUGUUACAUUUGAAUACCCAGUUUAUAUGCAGUAUAUGCUGAGACUACUAAUGUUAACAAGCUAUGAGCAAAUACAGCUUUUCAGUUUAAUAGUCAUUUGAUUGUUUUCGGUUGCAUAUAUGUAAGCACUUCUCUUGUGUUUGUGUAAACUGGUGAAUUUGGUGUACAUUAUUUGCAAGCCAUAUACAGCUAUUAACACAUCACUGGAAUGUGAGAUUUGUAAUAUUGUAGCUGUUACCUGAAUCAUUUCAU